UAUAGUUGAGUAAAAAGUACAAUAUUUCUUUGAAAUGUAGUAGAGUAGAAGUAUGAAGUAGCAUUAAAAGGAAAUACUAAAGCACAGUAUUUGAGAGAAUGUAUGGGGAAAAAAAUUAAAAAUCAUUUUGGCGGAAACAGCGCCCCCUAUUGCGCUGUACCAGUUACUAACCAAUCCUGACAGAGAAUAUUCUCAAAGCUAAAGCCGGGAGAAACAGGAAGUGAUCCAAGUCUUCACUGUACUUUCUCCACUUACACAGUCACUUAGGUGGAAAAAAACUUAUCAUUGUUCAGUGUCUGUGUUCAGUGGCUUUUUUGUUCACUGAGCCUUCGUUCAGUCUUGUAGCAGCAGACCUGUGUUUGGUCACUCCAGUCUGUCUUGAAGUCAGUGCUUGCAGGACGAGCUGUGAGUUGAACUUUGCUAAUUAUUUGCCAAAAGGCUCCAGAGAGUGUCCAAAGGUUCUGCAGCGUGGUCACCAACGUUUACUGCUGCAGACACAAUUUGAGAGGUGAGCACUUAUGGCUUCUGCAUGGCAAAGUGUCCUCUCUAUACACCAGAGGAUAGUGGACAAUGGAGACAAGAGGACUGAUCCAUGGCUGCUGGUCUACUCCCCCGUCCCGGUGUCACUCAUCUUUCUGGUUUACCUCUGUGUGGUCUGGGCCGGCCCUCGUCUGAUGAAACACAGGGAACCUGUUGACCUCAAAGUCAUUCUCAUUGUUUACAACUUUGCCAUGGUCGGCCUGUCUGCCUACAUGUUCUAUGAGUUCCUGGUCACGUCAUGGCUCUCAAACUAUAGCUACUUCUGUCAGCCUGUAGAUUACAGCACCAGGCCACUGCCGAUGAGGAUGGCCAGUGUCUGCUGGUGGUUUUUCUUCUCCAAGAUCAUAGAGCUCUCUGACACGCUCUUCUUCAUCCUGAGGAAGAAGAACAGUCAGCUGACUUUCCUUCAUGUCUACCACCACGGCACCAUGAUCUUCAACUGGUGGGCUGGAGUCAAGUAUGUGGCCGGAGGACAGUCAUUCUUCAUCGGCCUGGUCAACACCUUUGUUCACAUUGUGAUGUACUCUUACUACGCCCUGGCUGCAAUUGGUCCUCACAUGCAGAAGUACCUGUGGUGGAAACGAUACCUCACGUCUCUGCAGCUGCUGCAGUUUCUGAUGUUCCUCCUGCACACGGGCUACAACCUGUUCACAGAGUGCGACUUCCCCGACACGAUGAACGUGGUGGUGUUUGGUUACUGCAUCACCCUCAUCGUCCUCUUCAGUAACUUCUACUAUCAGAGCUACCUCAAUAAGAAGAAACAGAAAUAAGACAAAGUGGUGAGGAGUUACAGAACUCACAAAUGCAGUACUUAUCAAUGUCCACUAGAGGACAGGACAUAACCACAGUAUGAACGUUUUUGUCCUGGUGCUCAUCAACUGUUAAGCUCUACUGUCAAACUUGAAUAUUAUAUAGUUUCAGUCCUCUCUGUAUUAUUUUGCUUAAAAAAAGCAAUUUAGUGAUCAUUCAAUUAUUUAUUUCUUAAAUUGAGAAAUGACAAACAUUCAAAUGAUUGUUGUAAACAAACUGUACAUUUUAUACACAUAAUAAUAAAGUAGGUUGGUUUCUCUGCAUUAUUGCAGAGUUAAUGAGCCCAAACCCUCCUCAGGAAAUAAAUCCAAAAGCAAAAAAACACUUUAACAACAAAAUGCAGAAAUGCAAACUUUUUUUUUUCCACUGCUAAAACAACACGGCAAAAUGAUAUAUCCUUUUCUACACUUCAGUCUAAAAUAGAUUGAAAGGUGUAGAUUGGAGAGAGAAAAAACAUGAGGAGGGAGAGGAUGUUUUGUUUGAAGUCCAUUCAGGAGUUUUGUGGUGUCUUCAUAUAUUAAGCUCAGUCAGAUUGUAAGUAUGCAAGUCUUAGCACCAAUGUAACCAAGUCAGA
This is a messenger RNA of Toxotes jaculatrix (banded archerfish), 1924 nucleotides long. RefSeq names its product ELOVL fatty acid elongase 8b (gene elovl8b). Lineage: Eukaryota; Metazoa; Chordata; Actinopteri; Toxotidae. Bases 519 to 1310 code for a protein of 263 amino acids. The transcript has 8 exons. The record is from RefSeq and is a predicted model, not a curated record. Gene Ontology annotation, cellular component: endoplasmic reticulum membrane. Gene Ontology annotation, molecular function: fatty acid elongase activity. Gene Ontology annotation, biological process: sphingolipid biosynthetic process; very long-chain fatty acid biosynthetic process; fatty acid elongation, saturated fatty acid.